Messenger RNA from Adelges cooleyi (spruce gall adelgid), 684 nucleotides. RefSeq lists its product as uncharacterized. The record is from RefSeq and is a predicted model, not a curated record. The coding region runs from base 217 to 546 and encodes 109 amino acids. The transcript has 2 exons. Lineage: Eukaryota; Metazoa; Arthropoda; Insecta; Hemiptera; Adelgidae.
UCACCUUGGUAAUCGAAAAUCGAAGGUAAUAUCCUUAAAGAAGUGUACGAUUUUAUAUUGUUGACAUCAACAAUGUUAUUAUUGACGUGCACAUUAAGUCGGAUCGUACACUAUAAAAGCUACUCGAUUCCACUUGCAGACAUCAGUCUACCAUAACCGUUUGCUCUGUCUACAACAAUUUGAAUUUUGACAACUUAACAAACCACAAACGAAAACAUGGCAUCUUACAAAUCGCUAUUAGUAUUGUGCAUCGUAGCCCUAGUGGUCAUACAACAAGCAUCUUGUCUUCCAGAACCACAACAUGGAGGCCACCAUGGAGGUGGACAUGGUCAAGGAUAUGGUCAUCAGGGUCAUGGUAAUCAAGGGUAUGGACAUCAGGGACAUGGACAACAGGGAUAUGGACAACAGGGAUAUGGACAACAGGGAUAUGGACAACAGGGAUACGGACAUCAAGGACACGGACAACAGGGAUACGGACAUCAGGGAGGAUACGGUGGACAUCAGGGGGGACAUGGAGGCCAUGGACAUGGUGGCUUCCAUCAUUAAGUGUGAUUACACCUUUGAUGACAAGUUUUUGUUAAACAUUUGAAAGAAAGUGUUCAUUUCUGCAAUAAUGUAUUAUACCAUUUGUAAAAAAUUUUGACUUGAUAAGAAAAAUAAAUAUAUAUUUGUUUCAUAUAAAAA